Vidua chalybeata is the source of this 1119-nucleotide messenger RNA. RefSeq names its product proline rich 19 (gene PRR19). NCBI's taxonomy places the organism in Eukaryota, Metazoa, Chordata, Aves, Passeriformes, Viduidae. The record is from RefSeq and is a predicted model, not a curated record.
ACUCAAGCGAGCCCUGGCGCCCCACAGCCGCCGGCGCUGGUCCCGCCCACCGGCGCGUGAGGCGGCGCGGCCUCGGGGCAGCUUUUUCCCAGCUGCUGCCACCACCAUGAGCCAGCACCGGCAGGUCCUGGGCCGCCCCCUGCCCAUCCCCGCCAAACUCCAAACCAAACCCAAAUCCAAACGCCUCCGGACCAAGCGGGAGCGCAACGCGGCCAAAUUCGGCCCAAAGGUGCCCUUGGGGGGCUCCCGGCGGGGCCCCGCCGCCCCCCCUCGCUGGCUGCAGCCUCCCCUGUGGAGGGGUCUCGCUCUGGGGAGCCCCCUGGGCGCCCCCAAGCCCGUGGUGAUCACUCAGAACCGCCUGUGCCACCGCGGCCUCUUCAACCACGAGGUCAAAUCUCUGGACGUCCGGCGCCUGCUGACCCCCGGCCCCGGCAGGGAUGGCCCCCCCCCAGCCCCCCAAAUUGAGGAGGGGGAGGUCGGGGGGGUCUCGGCCGAGGCGCUGAGGGAUCUGGUGGCCAGUCUGGGCUCGCUGCUGGGGGGUUUCGGGGCGUUUUUGGGGCGGGACCUGGUGAGCGAGCGGCGCCGGAGCCUCGUGGCUGCGCUCAGGAGGCACCGACGGGGACCCGCAGACCUGCGGCUCUUCCUGGCCCACCGGAGCCCCGCGCAGCCCCCAGCGUUGUCUCCAGCAGGUCAGGGCAGCCCCCGGGCCCCCCCGAAAGAGGCGAGGCCGGGACCCCCAGGACGAGCGGUCAGUCUGGGGGGGUGGGAGGCGGGGGACCCCCCUGCCGGGACUCCCAGCCCACUUCGUGUUGUCGAUGGGCUGCCGCUGCCCCCCCGCGCCCCCAGCCCCAUUUUUGGAGCCCUCAGAGAGCGGGAGAACCCUUUCUCAUGGAGCUCAGCCGAGGAUGAGGAGGAUGAGACCCCCGGGGGGCUCCCCCAGACCUGGGCUGGUCCCGGGGGGCUCCUGCCGCCACCGCCCCUUUUGGAGGUCCCCACAGCCUCCCCAGGGGGACGGGGAGGAGGAGGGGAGGGAUGAAGGCUGGAUCCCCUUCGCCCCCCCAGCCUUCAGCCCAGACCCUCCACCGGGGGACCCCCCCCAAUCCAGAGACACCCGUGGGC